Molecule: messenger RNA, 2567 nt
Organism: Erythranthe guttata (spotted monkey flower)
Lineage: Eukaryota; Viridiplantae; Streptophyta; Magnoliopsida; Lamiales; Phrymaceae
Source: RefSeq, a predicted model, not a curated record
CACAGUGUUCAAAUUUAAUCUAUUUUCAGUCCGCGAUUCUUUCCGUACCCUUUGGAAUAUAUACUCCACAUAUCCGAGAAAAAUAGUAUCUCCAUGAACGUUUUACACAGACUCAGAAACCCUUCUCUCCUCAAAUUUCUCUCUCUAUUACGCGCAGAAAACAACCUUAAUUCAUCGAACUCCCACCUUUCCUUAAACGGGCCGGGCCACAUUUUUCGAAUACUUAGGUUUUGUAGAACAGAAAGGGCUGUUAAUCGUGCGAAUCUUUCCGAACUUGCAAAGAAGUCUCGUGUAGUAAGAAGAGAAGCUCAGGCUGCUUUGUUGGAGUAUCUACAUUCCACCAGAAGCCUCCAGUUUAUGGAUGCCGAAAACAUGAGCAAAAACACGCCGGAGUUUUUCGACAGGUUGUUGACCAAGGUGGAUAUCGACGAUGGUGAUGUCAGCAGAUCGUUGACUCGGUUCUUGAGGUACCAUCCCAUUAACGAAUUUGAGCCUUUCUUCGAGAGCAUUGGUUUGGAGCCGUCUCAGUACGCUUCGUUUCUUCCUCGCAAUUUAAUGUUUCUAAACGAUGAUCAGUUGUUAUUGCGGAACUAUUAUGUUUUGUGUAAUUACGGAGUUCCUAGGAAUAGGAUAGGGAGGAUUUAUAAGGAAGCGAACGAGGUUUUUAGGUACGAUUAUGGGAUUAUGCAAGAAAAGCUUCUGUCUUUACAGAGUUUGGGGUUGAAGCAGUCUCUUGUUGUCAAGAUUGUUGCUUCGAGUCCGUAUCUUUUACGUGGAGAUGCUAAUAAGGAAUUUCUCGAGUUCUUAGAGAAGUUAAAAAGUAUAGGGAUUGAUUACGAUUGGCUUGAGGAGAAUAUAUCGGAACGGGAUUCUUGUAAUUGGAAAUGUGUGCUUGAGCUCAUCUCUUUAUUAGGUGAAAUGGGAUUGAAGGGGGAGAUUUUAGGCGAAGUAAUUAAACAGCAUCCAGACCUUUUACUCGAGUGCUCUGGACGAAUCACCUUUUGCUUAGUGGGGUUUUUGUUGAAAUUCGGAUCCACGCCCAAUAUUGUACAAUCCGUGUUUCUUCAGUUUCCACGUAUGUCGGUUGUGAAAUUCACCUAUAAUUUAUGUCACUGCUAUAAAUUUCUGGACGAAAUAAAAAUGCCCGUCAAAGAAAUUGGUAGAAUAUGUAGAUUGUACCCACUGCUAUUGGGUUCGUGUGAACUCAAAAAAGUUACGAGCUUGUUGGGUAUUUUGAACUGUGGAAUGAACCGCCUCUGUCAAAUGAUCAAAGAAGACCCGUACGUUUUAAAGAAAUGGGUUCUUGGAGUGAGAGUUGAUCGGUUACAAGACCCAAACAGGAUUCUCAAUGUUCGAAUGAUGAAAAUCAAGUUUCUAAUAAGCCUAGGGUUUGUGGAGGAUUCGAAGGAAAUGGAAAGGGCACUUAAAGUGUUUCGUGGGAAGGGAGAGGAACUCCAAGAGAGAUUCGAUUGUUUAGUGAAACUCGGUUUGAGUCGAGAGGAAGUUGUGGAGAUGCUGAAAGUAGCACCGCAAAUUCUUAACCAGUCAAAGGAUGUUAUCGAAACAAAAAUUGGUUGUUUUGUCGGAGAUUUGGGGUACUCACUGUCCGAUUUGGUCACUCAUCCAGCACUUGUUUCUUACACGAGCGAGAGAGUGAAGCUUAGACUUUUGACUUAUAAAUGGCUCAAAGAUGAAAGAGUGGUGCAUCCAAAGUUGACCUUGAGCACUCUCUUGUCGUGCUCGGAGGAAAUAUUUCUGAGGAGUUGGGUUAAUUCUCAUCCGAAAGGGCCUGAGUUUUGGGAGAGGUUGAAGAAGCAAAUAUACUCUGCCGAGUAAAAAAAAAAAAAAAGGUAAUCGGUUUUGAGAAGUCUUCUGCAAAAGAAGUGUUGUCCUUUGCAAGAGCUCCUUCCCUUUUUUCGGAGUGCAGCAAACAUACGCUGGAUUAUGAAACCAGGUAAAUGAAUUUCGAUUAUACAUAUACGUUUGUAAAUAGUUUGAUUUUUUCGGUUAGUUACACAUUGGUUUAUGUUUGUGUCUUAGUUAUAUAGUCGAUGUUGAUUUUGUAUUAUAGUUGCUACUAAGAAGCACUAAAUCGAGAUGCAUCACAUAAGUUAAUGAUGAUGUCAUAUUUUAAAUGUGCUGAGUAUUUCAUCAAUCCCGUGGCAGGGAUUUGUCGAAGGCUGUGGUGACCUUAUUGAUGACAAAAACGCGAUGCGUCGCAAAUCAGAUUGAAAACUCGUAUUUUCAUCUACCAGAAGAGCUUGCUGGAUUAGGUACGGCUCAAAUGAAAAUUACCUCGGUAUUCAUCAAAUUUGAACAGUGAUACUUCCUUUGAUUAUUACUAAUCGUCUCUCAGCUAUAUAUACAGUUUUGUUCGUGUUUCUGACAAUUCUUACUGAUACAUUGAAGUUACGGCAUCAUCACUAUCUUGUUCUGAACUAAAUGUACAUCUUUUUUUUUACGGGCCGAGUAAAAAUGUGCAUACGUAUUGUACAACAAGGUUGAAGAAUGGAAACCGGAUUGUUAUAGAGUCAUUAUUCAAGAAUUCGUUGCGAGUUCUUUGCUUU